This is a messenger RNA of Fukomys damarensis (Damara mole-rat), 2571 nucleotides long. It is a transcript of the gene Hapln1, whose product is annotated as hyaluronan and proteoglycan link protein 1. Gene Ontology annotation, biological process: cell adhesion. Gene Ontology annotation, molecular function: hyaluronic acid binding. The record is from RefSeq and is a predicted model, not a curated record. Bases 225 to 1286 code for a protein of 353 amino acids. The transcript has 4 exons. Lineage: Eukaryota; Metazoa; Chordata; Mammalia; Rodentia; Bathyergidae.
GCUCUGGCUGCCUAAAGGGAGCUGGAAUUGUUCAAAGCUGCCAUCUUCUGCUCCCAAAGAGCUACAGUAGCUUUCUGGAAAGAUCGGGUUAAAUAUUUGUCCAGACCGUUGUAGGAUGAUAAGGCGGUAAGAAGUUGUGCAGUGCAACGCGCAGGGUUCCAGACCUCACCAGCCUCUCUCUGUGCUAUGUCCAUACAGUGAAGAAGAUUCUCUCAGCUGUAAAGAUGAAGAGCCUGCUGCUUCUGGUGCUAAUCUCCAUCUGCUGGGCUGACCAGCCCUUGGACAGCUACACUCGGAAUCCUGACAGAGUCAUUCACAUCCAAGAAAAUGGCCCCCAUCUACUCGUGCAAGCAGAACAAGCCAAAGUCUUCUCCCACAGGGGCAGCAAUGUCACACUGCCAUGCAAAUUUUAUCGAAACCCCGCAGCAUUUGGCUCGGGACUCCACAAGAUCCGAAUUAAGUGGACCAAGCUAACUUCAGAUUACCUCAAGGAAGUGGAUGUUUUUGUUUCCAUGGGCUACCAUAAGAAAACCUAUGGAGGCUACCAGGGGAGAGUGUUCCUGAAGGGAGGCAGUGACAAUGAUGCCUCUCUGGUCAUCAUGGACCUCACCCUGGAGGAUUAUGGGAGGUACAAGUGUGAGGUGAUUGAAGGCUUGGAAGAUGACACUGCUGUGGUCUCACUAGACUUGCAAGGUGUGGUCUUCCCUUACUUCCCAAGACUGGGGCGCUACAACCUGAACUUCCACGAGGCGAGGCAGGCCUGCCUGGCCCAGGACGCCGUGAUAGCCUCUUUUGACCAGCUCUACGAGGCCUGGCGCGGCGGGCUGGACUGGUGCAACGCAGGCUGGCUGAGCGACGGCUCGGUGCAAUACCCCAUCACCAGGCCCCGCGAGCCCUGCGGGGGCCAGAACACUGUACCCGGCGUCCGCAACUACGGCUUCUGGGACAAGAACAAGAGCAGAUACGAUGUGUUCUGCUUCACCUCCAACUUCAAUGGCCGGUUUUACUACCUGAUCCACCCCACCAAGCUCACCUACGACGAAGCGGUGCAAGCCUGUGUCAACGACGGUGCUCAGAUCGCCAAGGUGGGCCAGAUCUUCGCGGCCUGGAAGCUCCUGGGCUAUGACCGCUGCGACGCCGGCUGGCUGGCCGAUGGCAGCGUGCGCUACCCUAUCUCCCGGCCCCGGCGGCGCUGCAGCCCCACAGAGGCCGCUGUGCGCCUCGUGGGCUUCCCGGAUAAGAAGCACAAGCUGUUCGGCGUCUACUGCUUCCGGGCCUACGACUGAGGCCUGGCCACCCAGGCACUGAACAUGUGAGGGGUGUUGCUUUGUGUUUUUCAAUAUGAACUCAUGCAAGUUACCAAAACUGUGACAACCCUUUUUUUACUGUAAAGAGUCAUUUUCAUACAGACCGAUUCAUUAGUUUGUCCUUUGUAAAGCUAGCCCUCCAUAUCUAUGACAAAUUAAUAUAAUUUAAGGGAAGCCCGGCGUCGGGAGGCUUCAGGGCCAGGCCGGGUCCCCCCUGGUUUCCUCUCACGAAUCCUCAGCUCAGUUCAGACUCCCAGGACCCACAGGGACUCGACUUCUCAGAGAAACAGCUUCCGUGAGCACAGAUUUUACGCGUUUGUACAAUUCUGAUGAGCAAAGUACAGCAACCGAUCUAUAGUGCGGGCUGUUCUGUGCAAACGGCUCCAAGGGGCUGCACAGAACUCACUUUCAGGAGGGAGCAGCCCACAGCGUUCUCGAGGCCACUACUUGGUCUCCAGCAACGAAAAACCCACAUGGGCUCACGUACACAGUAAUGAGCGCAGGACACCCUCCUUCGUAACCCCAUUUACACGAGGCUUAGAUGAGCAGUAAUCCUUAACUCCAGCCUUCUUCUGAUCAAAAUUACCCAAGUGUCUGAGAGGAACCAUUUUACCUUUUGAGUAGAAUUACUGAGUUCUAUUUAAAUUCUAUGAGCCCUUUGCUAGGCUGCAUUUCGCAUCCACGCAGGGCAGUUAUAUAGAUAAACUGCUGGACAGAAAAAUUGUAAAAUUUAGCAGCUUGAUUUUAUGUUAGCCUAUGAAACGUUAUUGUCCUAUAAAGAUAACUUUGAGCUAUUUAAUAUCUGUCUUUAUUUACAUGACAUGAAAGAAUGAAUACCCAUACUCUCGCCUAACCAAUGAAUAAAGACCCAACCUUUGAAAUUCUUACUGCUAUUUGUACAUACACUAGGAAGCCCAAAUGGUACCUGUGUUUGGGGACAAAGUCAGCAACGUGGUCCUGAAGCUUCCCAGAAUUCGCAGACAUACUCAGUGUCUUGGGCCAUGCUGGUCAUCAUCAGGCGUGAAUGAAAUGUUGACACUAUCAUAAAAGAGUUUACACUAAAAUCUUCAGGGCUUUAAAGGAAAUCCAAGUCCAGCUCCAGAAAAACAACUUCUCAUUUAGCAGCUCCAAUCUCAAAUAAAUCUCUCUUUUCCUAUAUUUUUAUGACUGUUGAGAUCCCACAGGGACCAAUAUUUGUAUUCAAAUUACAUUUCAUGGUUUCCCAUUGUUUCACAGUGAUUUCUAAUAAAUGGGACUUAUUAUA